CAACCCCAAUUAUUGUUAUUUUUAAGUUUGGUAGUAAUAUCACAGCUCUGUGAUAACAAAAUAAAGAAUCCUUUUGCAUUUAGUAUGUAUACUGAAAAUGUAUAAUGGAUAUGAUGCUUGAGAUUUGAUUUAAAAUAAUGUGGGACAGGGGCCCCUGGGUGACUCAGUUAGUUGAGUGACAGAUUCUUGAUUUCUACUCGGGUAGCGAGUCAUGGGUCAUGGGACUGAGUCCCGCAUCCAGCUCUGCACUGAGAGUGGAGCUUGCUUGAGAUUCUCUCCCCCUCUCUCUCUCUCUCUCCCUCCCUCUGCCCCCUCCCCCACUCAUGCUCUCCUCUCUAUCUCAAAUUUAAAAAAUUAAAAAUACUUUUUUAAAUAAAACAAUGUGGUGUAUAUGUCAUGUAUGUGAAGGGGAAGGAGGAUGAUGUAAGCGAAGCAAGACUGGCCACAUGUUGUAAAUGUUGAAGUGGGGUGAUGGCUACAGAGGGAUUGGUCUCUGCAUUUAUGUUUUUUUGUUAAUUUCCAUAAUAAAUUUAAAAAAUAAAUCCAAAAAUUCGGCCAACCAACAUUUUCAAAAUAGCCUCCCUAGUGAUCAAAGAAAUGCAAAUGAAAAUGACAAGAUACAUUUUUCAACCGAUCGUAUUGGCAAAGGCUAGAAGAAUAUCAAUACUCCCUGCUGGUGAGGAUGCGACAAACAGGCGCUCUUCUGCAUUCCUGGUUUACUUGGUAUGACCUUAGUAUCACCUUACUAGAAAGCAUCUUGGCAAUAUGAAUAAAAAUCUCUAAAUAUGUGGAGGCCUUGGCCCUAGGAAUUCUACCUCCUGUAAUUCAUCCAAAGGAAAUGAUCAAACAAGGGUACGAGAUAUCUGGUCAAAAAUGUUUAUUACAAGGUAAUUAUAAUAGUCAAAAUUUUUUAAUUAACCUAAAUACACACCAAUAAGGACAUGGUUUUAAGAAUAAGGAAGUGUCACAUUGUGGAUACAUACAGAGCCAUUAAGAACUGUAAUGCACUCUGGUCCUCCCCAUUCACUAGGCAGACACAUCUUCUGGUGCAGGGCCAGCAGUGUCCCCAAGACACAAUGGUGAAGGUCAGAGUAAACGGAUUUGGCCGUAUCGGAUACCUGGUCACCAGGGCUACUUUUAACUCUGGAAAAGUAGAUAUUGUUGCCAUCAGUGACCACUUCAUUGACCUCAACUACAUGGUCUUCAUGUUUUGUUAUGAUUUCACCCAUGGCAAAUUCCACGGCACAGUCAAGGCUGAGAAUGGGACACACGUCAUUAAUGGAAAGCCCAUCUCCAUCUUCCAAGAGCGAUAUUCCACCAACAUCAAAUGGGCUGAUGCUGGUGCUAAGCGUGCUGUGGAGUCCACUGGGGUCUCCACCACCAUGAAGACUGGAGCUCACCUGACAGGUGGGAUGAAGAGGGUCAUCCUCUCUGCCCCUUCUGCUGAUGCCCCCAUGUCUGUGAUGGGUGUGAACCAUGAGAAAUAUGGCAACUCCUUCAAGAUUGUCAGCAACACCUCCUGCACCACCAACUGCUUGGCCCCUCUGGCCGAGGUCAUCUAUGACAACUUCAGCAUUGUGGGGGGAUUCAUGACCACAGUCCAUGCCAUCACCGCCACCCAGAAAAUCAUGGAUGGCCCCUCUGGGGAGCUCGGCAUAAUGGCUGCCCAGAAUGUCAUCCCUGCUUAUACUGGCACUGCCCAGGCUGUAGGCAAGGUCAUCCCUGAUCUGAAUGGGAAGUUCACUGGCAUGGCCUUCUUUGUCCCCACCCACAAUGUGUCAGUCAUGGAUCUGACCUGCUGCCUGGAGAGAGCUGCCAAACAUGAUGAUAUCAAAGAGGUGACGAAGCAGGUGUCAGAGGGUCCCCUCAAGGGCAUCCUGGGCUACACUGAGGACCAGAUUGUCUGCUGCAACUUUAACAGAGACACCUACUCCUCCACCUGUGACGUUGGGGCUGGCAUUGCUUUCAAUGACCACUUUGUCAGGCUCAUUUCCUGGUAUGACAAUGAAUUUGGCUACAGCAACAUUAUGGUCCCCAGAGCCUCCAAGGAGUAAGAGCCCCCUGGACCACCAGCCCCAGUGAGAGCAAGAGGAAGAGAGAGGCCCUCAGUUGCUGGGGAGUCCUUACCCCAACUCAUCCCCCAACACGCUGAUAAUCUCCCAACCUCUACAGUUUCCAUCCUAGACCCUCUGAAGAAGGGGAGGGACUUGGGGAGACCUACCUUGUCAUGUACAGUCAAUAAAGUAUACUGUACCCAGCCCCCCACAAAGCUAUAAUGUAGAUGUAUAUUUAUUAACAUGGAAAGAUGUGUCAUAGCUAUAUCAAGGAGGGGGAAAAUCAAGCUCCUAAAGCUAUGUAUAGUAAGAUACUUUUUUGUUCUUUAAAAAAUAGAAGGAAAAAUGGCUAACAAUGAUUACCUCUUGGUGGUAAAAACAUGGGUUAUUUUUGUUGCUUUUCUUUUGCUUAUUUUUUCACUUUUCUAAAUGAAUUUUGAGUAGUUUUAGCAUUCUAAAUAAUGAAUUCCUGUGUAAUCAAAAUAGCCUUUGCCUAAUGAAAUGACAUGAUAUCUGGAAUUUGCUCCAAUCAUCUAAGGUUGGGCUAUGGAUGAAACAGGUUUGGCUAUGAGGUGACAGCCCUUGAAGCUGGGUGAUGGGGUAACUAGGGGCUCAGUUUACUUUGUUCUCUACUUCUGUAUAUGUUUGGAAUUUUUUUCAUUCUACCAUUUUCCCCAAUAUAUCCUUUUUCAGUCCAAAGUGACAUCUUGUCCUCUCUUGUCCUGUUCCUCCCACAAUACACCUCCAGAGAUCACAAAGUCCAGCACCUUGGCCAGAGACAUUAAUGCUGUCUGAUGUUUUGAUGAGUAAAAUGGCUCACCUCUCCUGUGGUCAGAAAGGCAUUGGGUUGGAAAUGCUCCUCCUGUGAGAUUCCCCCCUGCCCACCUUUCCAGCCUACACAAGACAGGCGCCUGGGGCCAGAGGUGCAGACUUCAGUCAAGAGCUAACUGGCCCACACAAGAAACAAAGUCACAGCCUUAACACCUUUACCAGCCUGAUUCCUGUGUCACCCUAUCUAUGAUUGCCUGCCAUUGCUUCCUCCCACGUGGGGCUCUCUCUGUCUCAGAGGGAGGAAGUAUGGGUUAGUGGAUUUGGCAUACCCAGCCUAAAGAUUGGCUCUUCUCACUUGGCUACUGCCCUGUGCUUUCUCACCCAGGCAUAUUGGCUACAAAAGUACCUAGAAUGCAAGAAUCACCAUGAAUAUUCAUGAAGUCAUAUUACAAAUAAUAC
Messenger RNA from Leopardus geoffroyi (Geoffroy's cat), 3284 nucleotides. RefSeq names its product glyceraldehyde-3-phosphate dehydrogenase-like. NCBI's taxonomy places the organism in Eukaryota, Metazoa, Chordata, Mammalia, Carnivora, Felidae. The record is from RefSeq and is a predicted model, not a curated record. Gene Ontology annotation, molecular function: oxidoreductase activity, acting on the aldehyde or oxo group of donors, NAD or NADP as acceptor; NAD binding.